GUAGAAGCAAGCAACCUCCUUCCCUGUCUGAUACUGGGAAGUGUGUUUGUCUCUCGCUCUAGCGCUCUUUGUGGAACCAACCGUCUAAUUCAAAACAAAAGCAGCUCGUUUAUUCCAAGGCGGUUUACCACUAAAAUGUGCUGCCGGCGACUUAUUUGAGCAUCAUAUUCAUUCGACGACCAAAUGCAGACAACGUGGCGAUCCUGAGAACCAUUUUACGGGAGGUGACUGUACAAAAAAUCUCAUCGCUUUCUUCUUCCAAAGCUCAAACGGUACCAGAAGUUAUACGACGACCACUUCUUUUAUUUACAAAGUUUACAACAACCGCGGGGUGUGUCGCUACUUGGUUGGCACAAGUCCCAGGCACUGCCAUGGAUGAGAGGAGAUUUAUGACCUACACUGCAAGCAACAGCAGCCAAGAAGAGAUCACGGUCUUUUGUUUUUGACCACGUUGCACUUAAUCAGCUGAUUGAAUUGGAGUGACUCUCAAGAUGCGUUCCAGUGUGGAUGGACAAGCCAGCCCCCUCAGCAGAGGACACACAAAUGACAACAACAACAACAACAGCAGCAGCAUCAAUGAAAACAAUGGAAAUUCUGGUUCCCAGUAUGCACUCUGCGCUCUGGGCGUCGGACUCGUAGCACUGGGCAUUGUCAUGAUCGUAUGGAGCGUGGUGCCUGCAAGCCCGACCGAUAACAACAGCAACAGUAGUGCAGGUGGAGGAGAAGGUGAUUCUUAUGGGAACAGGAAAAGUAAAGCUUCCUCUGUGGCCUUUGUCCUGGUGGCCUCGGGGGUGGUCAUGCUGAUGCUGUCCUUGUGUCUGGGAAUGAGGAACAAGCAGAGGGAGCAGCGCAUGCUCCAGGAAGCCCAGAACCGAAGAGGCGUGACAGCCAGGGAAAAUGGGGAUGUCGAAACUGCCGAGCAAGACCCCCAACGCUAUGCUGUGCCCACCUAUGAGGAGGCAGUAGGCAGUGGCCACUACCCUGUCCGUCAAAGUAAUCUUCAGCCCAGCCCCUCCCAGCUGCCCUCCUACGAUGACUUGGUGCAGGUCGACGGGGUGCGGUAUGAAAUUGAAGGCGCAGAGCUUGCCGAUCCUGGAUCGCAGCUUGGCUCCACCUCCAGCACCGCACCGGCAGCUCUUUCUGCCUCAAAUCGGAAACCUGGUAAAAGUGCCCGCAAGCUCCUCCCCAUCAAAAUCCGCAGAAUCAAAUCGGAGAAGGUGCCCAAUUGUCAACCGACCGCCAGCAUUAGUGUAGAACCUCUCACCCCUCCUCCACAGUAUGAUGGCAAGGUGGCCCCACUUUGAUGAUGACUCUUAAACCUGCAUAGAAUCUUCAAAUUUGGAACAAGUCUCACUGAAUUCACCUGGUAGAGCGAAUGAUGUUUGUCUCUGCAGGCUUGACCCCACACCCCGAGUGACGGUGAUAUCAUUGCUUUUUUAGCUUCAUAACAAAGACAACUUGGACAAGUGUUGGCUUCUGUUCAAGAAGCACAUCCCUCAUUACCUAAGACCAACAUGCUUUUUGAUUUAAUCAAAUCUGGAGUAGAAUUCAGCGGGGAAUUAUGCUAAAAUCAGCGACAGUAUUAUACUGGAACUGUAUAUUUCCCAGCACAACAAACUUCACCAGCGUGAUCUGCAGCGUCACCUUCCAAGCAAGAAGAUUUAGAUUUCGUUAAUAUUUUUUCACGUAACACUUUACAUUUAUUAAUUACAGCGUGGAUUUUUCUUUUUCUAUAUACUUGUGACUGCAUUCUGACAACCAUCUCCUUUCAUUUAUAUUUAUACAUUUUGUAAUUUUCAUAAUGUUGUGGAAUGCUUUUUUUUUUUCCACAGGACUUUGUUGACGUGACUCUACAUUUAUUGCAUCACCAAACAACAAACAGUUUACUUGUUACAAACGCACGAUGAUGUACUCUUGAAAUCAUGACCAUUGUCUCAGCCCCCACUUUGCAACUUGACUGCCCCUACCUCAAUCAUUACUACCAACCAAACUGACUUGUGCUAUUCCCAAUAGAGUGUCAGUUGUUCUGUUGAAAACAUCCUGUUGGGAAAGAGAAGGGAACAAUAGAAGAAGCUUGUGAAAAGCCACGGGGCUCGACUUCAAGUCGUCGUCACGGGAAUAGCAGUCGCACUCAGAAAGCAGAGGCAUAGACAUCACAUAGGCCUUUUUUCUUUUGUGGUUGACCAACAGAGAGUGUCUUUGAGUGUGCAGCUGCACUGUUCGAACUGCAAGGCUUGCUCAUCAACCGCAACUUGACUCACAACCCUGUUUUCUCCUCCCAAUGUUGGCAAUGAGCCCUGCAGCACAAAGCUCUCCAUUCAGUGCCAAAUGUUGCCAUUAGCAUGCAGUGUUUUAUCACUACCUGCCAAUGUCAGAUGAGAAGAACACGCAUGGGAAUACACGGAUCGAACUUUGCAAGCGUUUUUCGGCCCUGUGCUUGAAUGGAGUCGUGGUGUCAUUAUUGGGGAAAGGAAAAAAUUAUACACUGCGAGCAUUUGGAUGAAAGAACAAAUAACUUUGAGUCACUAACAUCUGCUGGAAUAACCUUUCUCUGUUGUACUUACUUUUUCUGGUCAUGGAGUACCUCAUUUGCUCGUAAGAUUUUAUUUUACAGAAUAAUGAUUUUAAUAUGCUGGUAAUGUUUGUCGAUGGCAAUUGCUGAAAACGUGUUUCCGUUGAGUGUCUGAAAGCAUGUAAUGCUGUUUCGUAUUUUUAAGGGAUUCAUUUCAAUGGUUUUUUUUAUCUAUUGUGAAAAUAUUUUGGUUACCACUGUGAACUGAAAGCACAUUAUUUUGAGAGUAUUAUAUUGAAAUAAAGAUUUCACUGCAG
Molecule: messenger RNA, 2829 nt
Organism: Syngnathus acus (greater pipefish)
Lineage: Eukaryota; Metazoa; Chordata; Actinopteri; Syngnathiformes; Syngnathidae
Gene: tmem51a
Product: transmembrane protein 51a
Exons: 4
Coding region: 492-1304 (270 amino acids)
Source: RefSeq, a predicted model, not a curated record